UGUCAAUUCUCUGCCCUCAUUACCAGACACAGUUCCACAGUGAGGAGGGGCGGGUGUCCAAAAAGUGCACGUGUAUAAAGCCCAUGCCCCUGUGCCGCUCUGCACACACGUUUUGUCGGACACUCGGAUGCAUCCUCCUCCCGGACACUGAUCAUCCACUCACACGCCUUGAUUUUUUUCCCGCGGCUACUUUGAACACACCGGCGGAUUGAUUUAACUGCCUUCAGGAUAUGACCAUGAGGCCGCUCUGGUUGUCUGCAGUCGUAGCUGUGUAUCUUGCUGUAUGCAUAUCUGACGCCGGAUCUGCUUCCCGGAACUCCAUCAAGAACCUGCAGCCUGGAGCAGCGGGAAGUCCGACCGAGCCGGUGAGCGCGAGCCCGCACGCGCCAAAGACAGAGCCGGGAGCCAAAGAGCGCACAACGCCUCAGAGCUGCGCCGGUGUUUCUCAGUGCGGUGUUGCUGAGUUCUGUUCUCGCGGGAUUUGUCAGCCGUGCCGCAAACGCAAGAAGAGAUGCGCUCGAGACGCCAUGUGCUGCGCGGGAAACCGCUGCAUUAAUGGUAAUUGUGAAGCAGGUGAAGUGAACACCACUCAGUCUGUCAGCACUACAGUUAGCACUAAGCAAGCAACCAAAGUUCAUGGCAAUCCUACAAGUGCAUUAGGUGACCAAAACAAGACAGCGGUGCUAGAGCAGGCUAAAAAUGCAACUGUCGUUUCUCCGAGGCCGGCCGAACCACUGAAAGGUGUUGAAGGCCAGACGUGUCUGAGGUCCACGGACUGCUCCAAGGGUCUGUGCUGUGCUCGCCACUUCUGGUCACGGAUCUGUAAGCCAGUGCUGACUGAGGGCCAGGUGUGCACGCGUCACCACCGUAAAGACACUCACAACCUGGAGAUCUUCCAGCGCUGUGACUGCGGUCAGGGCUUGAUGUGCCGAGCCCAGAAAGAACUAGUGUCAGAAAACCAGCAACAGAGUAUACUGCAGCAGCAGCAACAACAACAGCAGCAGCAACAGGAACAGCAACAGCCACGCAAAAACAACAACAAAGCUACCAGAAACCUCCACACAUGCCAGCCACACUAAGCCAGCAGGACUUAUUUAGAACAACUGGCUUUUAACACGCCCACACUCACAUACACAUAUUCACACACAUUCACAUACAAUCAAUAAUAUGUGCAUGCAUGGACAUACACAGAAGGGAUACAGGAAAACUGACUCCCUAGAAGGAUGCUCCAUUAAAAGGAUUGAUCAUGUUUUGCGGAUGGAUGCAGAAAAAGCACACCAUGUGGAAGACUGAAUGCAGGACUCUGCAGCUGAAGACUUUUUUGUUUUGUUUUGUUUCUUAUCGGGGUCUUUUCAAAGGCAGAAUGAUGUUUCCCUUUAUAAGGGAACUAUAAAUAUUUCUUGCAGUAAAUUACUGUAUUGUAUGUGGCACUUAACUGAGCUUAUCAAUUCUGUAAAAGUAGUAUUGUGAGACAAGGUGCUGCAUGACACUAUGCUAAUAAUGUAAAUAUGCAAAUGAUAUGAUUUAUAUUGUUAUUUACAGCGUUAUAUAAAUACCCUAUUUUUAAUUUCAAACUUAAUUGUUAAAAUUUCGCUUUUAUUAAACUAUUACAGUUUGACCAAAGAUUGUCUAUACAGUCUCACAAGUUCUUCCUGAGACACUGAUUCUCUUGGCUGUUCUCAGAGCCAACAAGAGCCUGUGCUAGAUUUCACUUACUUUGCUGUAAUGUUGAAAAGCCAGUUAACCCCUUAAAUUCCCAAUACUCAUCAAUGUCUCCAGACUUAGAUUCCUUCCUUUUGUAACUACAUACUUUUUGCUAAUACUUUGACCGUGAUGCUUAGUAAUAACUAAAGAUGAAUAAUGCAAAAUAAUACUAAACAGUACUGAUUACUAUGCUGAGACUUUAAGGGGUUUAAAUUAAUGAUUAAAUAAAAUAAAUGUCCUUACCAAAUUUGCUAUGUGACUUGAAGUAAGAUGUCUUGCACUGUGUCCAGACUUCGGCCGAGAAUUAGACAAACAUACAGUUAUUACAGUUUGACCACAUUGGAAUAAUCUGGAUUUUUCAGUCAUUAAAAAACUUAUUUAACUACU
This is a messenger RNA of Ictalurus punctatus (channel catfish), 2091 nucleotides long. It is a transcript of the gene dkk1a, whose product is annotated as dickkopf WNT signaling pathway inhibitor 1a. The coding region runs from base 231 to 1079 and encodes 282 amino acids. The record is from RefSeq and is a predicted model, not a curated record. Gene Ontology annotation, cellular component: extracellular region. Gene Ontology annotation, molecular function: receptor antagonist activity; co-receptor binding. Lineage: Eukaryota; Metazoa; Chordata; Actinopteri; Siluriformes; Ictaluridae. The transcript is spliced from 4 exons. Gene Ontology annotation, biological process: multicellular organism development; negative regulation of canonical Wnt signaling pathway.